GACUGUCACAAGAAAUUGAACUCCGUCGGACCGCAAUCUCGGAGUCAAAAGCUUAUCGGGACCACAAAGAUUCGUCGCAUCGAUUGAGGAACGCCAGAAGAUAGAAACCAGCAUUCAUUAUGGUUCACGCGGUCUACCUGGCAUCCCUAGCCGGUCAAGAUGAACCAGUUCUCUUGUAUUCACGCUCGUUCGCUGCUGGGCUCCCCACGAAAACCUCAGCACUCGAUACCUUUUGUGCUUAUAACUCUCAGGGCGUGGACUCGAUACCAGCGGAAUCCGAAGAGGAUCCCCAUCAAUUGAUGCGCGUAUACGAAGGGAACGACGUCCUGGAUGCGAUCCUGUCGGAGGGGAAGAACGAGUUCCUGAAAGCGUCGAAUCAGAGCACUAGAAAGGAGAAGAAGAAGGAUUUCGCCAGCGGAACAUUCCCUAUCAAGGACACGCGUUUGAUGGUUCACUGGAUGUCUUCGCUCAAGGGAACAGCCCUGAUGAUGAUUGCGUCGACGAGCGCGAAUGCUUCGAUCGUCCGCUCGAACAUGCGUUCGAUCCUGACCUCCUUGGCAGCCCGGAUCCGCUUGGAUCAACCUCGCGACGUCUUCCUGAAGGCUCACGUCGUGUCGCUGACUCUAAAAUAUUACCUGCCCUGUGGCCAACUGCUUCUGCACCCCACCGGAAUGACGAAACAGAUCGACGGAACGAUUGCGAAACUGUUGAAGUGAGCAACACAGCCGUCUCGUCCUCAGCUUUAUGUAAAUAUAUCAGAACUACGAAAUGUCUGCAAAUAGAAUUUUGAACUCCUCCCUCUGGAGACUCCACUGAGCCCGGGGCUCUCCUGCAGAGGAACGAUUGAGCUUGGAGGGAGCGGCCGAAACUCGAUCUCGAGUAGAAAUAUAGGGAAACCAAGAAAUUGUCGUUCUCUGCACUUUUUAUUCAACCUCACCUUAUCAAAUCUUAUAUUCGAGGGAAGGUUCUACGUGAUUGGAAUAUAUUAAGGUAGAAAAAUGCUCAUCCGACAAGGGAUAUUCCUUUCAAGGCUCCGGAAUCUCUCGCGAUGUCGGAGCCGCUUCCAAACUCCUAUGAUUCGUUUCACUGAAGUCAUUACAUACUUCUUGACUGAGCCCUUGGGGGCCCCUGGCUCAUCGCGCAAUCUUGUUUUUAUGCAUUCGAUGUACACUGUGUCAUCAUUCAUUGAUCUCGUUCGAAGACUUUGGCAAAGCAGAAAUGAGAAUCAUAUGAAACUAAUGUCAGAU
This is a messenger RNA of Galendromus occidentalis (western predatory mite), 1247 nucleotides long. RefSeq lists its product as uncharacterized. NCBI's taxonomy places the organism in Eukaryota, Metazoa, Arthropoda, Arachnida, Mesostigmata, Phytoseiidae. The transcript is spliced from 3 exons. The record is from RefSeq and is a predicted model, not a curated record. Gene Ontology annotation, biological process: double-strand break repair via homologous recombination; endosomal transport. Gene Ontology annotation, cellular component: AP-type membrane coat adaptor complex. The coding region runs from base 120 to 716 and encodes 198 amino acids.